Molecule: messenger RNA, 17443 nt
Organism: Porites lobata
Lineage: Eukaryota; Metazoa; Cnidaria; Anthozoa; Scleractinia; Poritidae
Source: the annotation of a GenBank genome assembly
AUGGAGGGUGUUAACUCGCCAGUUGCUAGUUUGAGUUUUAUACCACCUUUUGGAUCUACUGUGGAAUCGGACGCCGAUAAAACCAACUUUGAGACGGCCACAUCUUCAGUGAAUUGCUUUGCCGAAGUUGUUGUCACUCAGAAUUACUCGGACAUUUCAAGGUAGUUUGUAUAACCUUUAUGUUUUCAGUGUUUUAUUUAUAUAUAGCUGUAAGUUACAUGUAACCUUACAUGUGUAUAUAUUUAUUUAUAUGGUCAAUUAAUUUGGGUGUGUUUGUAUGCACGGUAGUGCAUGAUGAAGAGUUUAAAAGAAGGAAAAUGAAAUUUAAACCAAGGAUAAAAUUGGACCACUACAUAAAUAAUUAUUUAUCGUUAUGCUUAAACAUGUUUCUCAGCUGAUGGCUGACUAAUUGCACAAGGUAAUUUUCCAUUUUUGGUUUGCAACCCCUUGACCAGGUGGACAUGUUGGUCGACAAAACAUGACAUUUUUUAGUAGAUUUUUAAUGAAGUAAAGAGUUUGGUUCCCUGUGGAGAUACGCUCUUUUUCUUGUCAACCAUCAUGGCCACCAGGCCGUCAGAUGCAAACCAGCAGUUUUACACUGUAGCAGACUUUGUAAGUCUAAUGACUUACGAUCCAAACUAAGGUACAGUGUAAAUAUACAAUGACUUGUGUAGGUACAUUUAUUAAAUAGUUUUAAAGCAUUUUUCUUUUCCUGUCAGGUUAAGGAAAAUAGGGAAAAUUCUCAAACCUUUUUGAACAGUUAAACAACAGAAGACAGUAGGCACUAAGACUAAAAUAUAAGGCCUUAGAUUCUAACCUUGUGAAAAAUUUCCAUAAAUUGUUCAUUAUACUUUCAUUUUUCUCAGGAGUGUUGCAUUGCCAGGUAAUGGAGUGGCAACAUUUGCUGUUAGUUCAAGUGGUACUCUUACCUGUCCAGGUAUGUGUGCAGCUGUGUCUAAUUUGUGAGUCAUUUAAAGUCAGGCAGAAGAGUUUGUUAUAAAGGAAAGAAGACUAUUUUAAAAUUAAAAUUAAUGGUCAUUGUAUAGGUAAUAAUCUUUGCUGAUGUCAUACGUGUAGUUUACAUUUCUCCUCAUUAGCUUACGAUUCGUGGCCAUACAGCUGUAUAUAUGAACUAAAUUCCAAAGUUGAAAGAGCUGUUGAACUUGAGAAAUUUGUGCAAUGUUCAGCUCUUUGCAAGCAAUAUUGAAGGAAAUACCAGCCAUCAAUAACUGCGAAAUUGCUGGGUAGCGAGAAAGUUAAUGAUCCAUACACUGUACAUUCUUCAUAAAAGUUUGAGUUUUACUGUACAAUUUUUCAAAACUAUCUGGUAUAUUGGACUCAAAUUUUCAGCAAUUUUAUUACCAGUAUUACCUUUGUCGGAUAAUGAUAAGCAUAUGUUAAUUAGCCAAAAAAUGUAAAGAAAGAUUUGCUACACAGCUGCUUGUUCAUGUAUUAUUAAAAUGUUUUGUUGUUUGUUUGUUUGUCGUUUCUUUUAUUUUCCUGUUAACAGCAAUAUUAAAGCAUGUUGAAUGCUUUUUAAGAGUUUCUAAUGUUGUUGAUAUAGCUAGCUGUAGGCCAGUGAAUUUUCUGCAAGCCACGUCUUCUACUCAAGUGACAGAUAAAUUUCUAGGAGUAGUUCAUGUUAGUGAAUAAUAAUUUUAGUCUAACAGAUACAUUGGAGGUUCUAUCAAAUCUUACUGUGCUUUUCAUCUUUAUUUUCAGUGUUAUAUUUGAAACUCAGUUUAACCUGAUAAAAAUACUGAUUCAUUAUAUUUCCAGGUGCGGUGUUGACCAGUCCUGUAGCAGUUGUUUCAGUUCCUGAAAACCAGCUGUUCUCUGUCCAACAGCCGCAACAGGUUGAUUCGAUUCAACAUGAAGCAGACUUACCCAAUGAUGAAGAAGUUACAGGAAGCACAGCAAAUGUCACUGAUGCACAUGAGUUGACGAUAAAUGUUGACAUUUCUUCCUCUGCAGCUGGUUUAACAGAGAGUGGAGUACCCUUGGUGACAGAAGGGGCACCAGGUAGUUCUGCCAAUGAUCCUAAGGUGAGUAGUACACUGUAGUCCAUUUACUUAGCACAUUAUACAUUCUUAUUUCUACUUACUAUCUGUCUUCUCACUGGGUAAAAGCCUUCAUUUUGGAAAUCAGUGCAACCAAAUGAUUAGUUUGGUAACUGCUAGCAGAUAACUGACUUAUCUGUAGGUUUGGUUGUACAAUGCUUGAUUACCAAGACCCAAGUCAGACUAUACGCCGUAAGUGUUUCUGUCUCGGUUAGUGUUAUCAGCCUCAGCAUUGGCUGAUAACAAUUACCUUGACCUUGAUUAUUAUGGAUAUCACAAAAAACCCCAUCUUAUAAUUGUUUAAUAUCAUGUAGAAGAUACAGUGGUAAAGUAAGUCACAAUAGAUGGCCAAAUAACCCUUUGACUACCAAGAAAAUAUCUCUAUAUAAAGGACUCUUUAUAUAGAGAGAAAACUGUUUACAUAAAAACCCAUAAAACGGCCAUAAAUUGACCAGUGGACCACACAGGAGAGAUGUUAAACACAUUUUAAGUAAGGUAAGCUGUUUUUUAUUGAAAUCCUUUCAUUUUCGUAGGUUUCAGAAAGGAUAGGUUUUUCCCCAUACAAAUCCUUAUAUUUCGAGUGUUAUGCAACAAUGCCGAUGUUCGCCGAUGCUCAUAUUUCGAGCUUGGGCUACCUGUGGUGCAAGGGUGUUAAUAAUCGUGUUAAGAUAAUUGUGUGGUUACACAUAUGUUUUCCUUCACCUUGCAGCAGAAACGAAAAGGUGGUUGGCCGAAAGGCAAGAAGCGAAAGAAAGAAUUUGGAAAUCUGAAUAAACCAAAAGCUCCAAUAACUGGGUUAGUUAGUUUUUUUUUUUAAUAAUUAUCAGUUGCUGUAUGUGAAUAGGUACAACAUAGAUUCAUAUUAGAGACCUUUAGACUCUAAAAUUAGGGAGACUUCAAAGAGAUGAGACAAAAAAAAUUAAAGUGAAUUUGCUUUUUGAGCUUUCAUAUCGAAAUUCAAAUUUCAUUGUAGUAGUCCUCACCUUAACCCAGCUUUGAAUAACCCGGCCCUGAACCUAUACUAGCGAGCACUCAGAGAUGCAGGCUGUUCUCGCAGGAUAGGACCUUACUGCCCAAGUGAAAUAAAUUUCACCGUGGACAUAAUAUAUAUUUGUUUUUAAAAGUUCCUUUACGUUGGAUUUCUUUAUCUGUUCAGGUAUGUGAGAUUCAUAAAUAGUCGCCGUGCGGAAGUGAAGCAGCAGCAUCCACAUUUAACUUUUGCAGAAAUAACAAAAAUUCUUGGAUCCGAGUGGAGUAAUCUUCUGGCAGAAGAAAAACAGGUGUGAAAACUUGCAGACUGUGCGUAUUAUACAGAGCUUGCUGUGGCAUAUUUUUGAAAGUUUUCUUUUGAAAAAGCAUCGCUUAAAAUAGUUUGCGUAGCAAGCGUUUCCGCCAAACUCCAGCAGAAACGAUUACUUUGCAGGCUAGGUUUAAAAUACUCAACUGAUUGGAAUGAUAUACAGUCAAACCCCUGCCACGUACCCAGACGUGUCUCUCUUGAUGAAAAUGUGCGCGCAAAGGAAGGCGGGAAGGAGACAACGGGCGAGACGUCGCUUCGCCUGCCGUGUAUACCCUUCCCAUGGUCCCUUGCGGUUCAUCACCAGUCACUCGCGCUCGCCUCUACCAUGCGAAAAACGAAGCGCCUGAGGAGGAGGAUGGUCAAACCCUGCUUAACGGACACCCGCUUAAUGCCUUUUUAAACGUUAUUUGCUAAAAGGCUACCAAAAAUGUACUAAAUUUUAAUACUUUUUGCAGCUUUUUUGUCACAGUACAUAGAAUCCUAAUCUUUCGAAAAAAUCUUUCGUCUUAUUUCGUCGCUCACUCGGCCGCUUUUGGCCUUAAAUGCUCACUCUCCGCACGCAUAACGGUUUUCUCUGUAUUGACACUCCGCUUGAGGACGACUUGUGGCAAGUCUGAUAGACGCCGGAAAUUUUACAAUUGCACUCUGCACACAUUGUUCUCACUGGCUUUUUGGUAAAUACACCCAGUUUGUGAAAAGGUAUCAUUUUUUAUGUUUAAUAAAAUUAACUCACUUGGAUAAUGCUGAAUCCGACAUUUUAAAAGAAAUUGUGAAAACUUGUGGUACACACUCAUUAAAAGUUCAACUUGCCCCUUGAUUUUAAAUCCAACAUUUAUACUUAUUCUAUUGUUUUUUUUUUUUCAUGUGGGGAAAUGAAGAAAUACUUAGACGAAGCAGAAGAAGAUAAGAAGCGGUAUAUUGAGGAGCUGAAGAUCUACCAACAGUCCGAGCAAUACCAAGCAUUUAUGAAGCGACAAAGUGCUAAGAAAGUCAAGACCAUUGUUGGUAAGAUACUGCAGUACUAAUCAUACCCGUUAUACACGGCUAAAAGCCUUAUGAAAAGAGUAUAGCCGAUCCCGCUGCUAUAAGAAACCAAAGGAUAAGCAGUUGCACUUUGUUAGAAGGUCCGGAAAAAGAUACUACGACAUAUUACAUGGGGUUUACAGAAAGAUUCGUGACACGGGCAAACUUGGAUAAUAAGAAAUCCCACUUCUUCAAACAGGUGUCGAACCACUUGUGAGUUACCGAAACCCGCCGAUCUUUUCGUACCCAAGUCGAUUCUUGUUCACAUUUCAGUUCAUUCGUACCCAGUAUUCCCUUGAUUCGUACAUACAUACCAGAGUGAAUAUAACUCAAUGAUGAUAAAAGCGCUCGUCAAGUUCACAAGUAUAUACAUCGUUCUUUAAGCCACGAGGCUAGAGCAGACUCGUAAGGAUGGAGCAAAGUCUACACGCAUUUAUCUUUAAGAACAGAGGCUGUGGACCAAGGAGUAAUAAACAAUUAUUGGAUGAGGUUUUUGUGAUAUCCGGAAUAAUCAAGGUCGAGGUAAGUGUUAUCAGCCACCGAGACCUUGAUUACUUAGGGUAUCACAAAAACCGAAUCUAAUAAUUGUUUUAUUAUACAUUGCUUUGAAGAAAAUAACGACAAACACACCUUCGCAAGGAACCUGAAUUGAUAUUGUAAUUGGAAAUCAUGCAUAGCGCGCGCGACCUGCAGAUUAGUCAGUUAUCUGCUAAUAUGUAGUUUGCGCUAAUUUCCAAAAUUAGCUGUAGGCUCUCAGCCAAUGAGAAGGCAGAUAGUGAGUACAAUGUAUAAUAAUGCAACUUAUUAUCAUGCAUUACCAUAUCCAAAAACCAUGGAAAAUGAAAUUUGAACCGAGGAUAAAACUGAACUGCAACACUUAUAUUCACCAUAAAUAUGUGCAUAUUUUUCUCGCAGGAGUGGAAGGUACAGAGGAAGUGACUUCUUCGUUACUAUUAAAUGACCAAGUGGUAGGAUAUAUUGCUUUGUGCCGUAUCAUUUUGUUACUGUCUAACCUGCGAGCAAGCUCUCCUUUAAUGGGGGAGUCACGCGAGAGCGGCACGUGAUGUGUGGGGCUAUACCGCUCGCACGUUCGUUUUCUCGCGGCCAGCUUCACUGCCCAUAAAUGGAGAGCUGUUCCGCAGGCCUUGUCACCUGGGCAUGAGAUCCUCGUCACUCGUCAAAGAUAUAAAAAGCCGCCUGCGAUGGCUCGCUGUGAGGUCGCACAUAGUUUGAGCAUUAUAUCGCAUUAUACACUGCACUAAUUAAUUUAUUUCACCCACUAUUUAAUACCAGUUAAGAGUGAAUGAGGGGACACAUGACCAUCCGAUACCAGGACCUUUUUCUACCCCUCCCACUUUUUAAGAGAAAAGCCCUGAGAACGAGGUUGUUCUUCUGCCAAUCAUGAGAAAUUUCCCGAGGUGUCAAAGGCCAUUUUAUUGCCAGAAUGUCGGAAUUGGCGGAAUUAUUGCGUUCCUUGAAACAGUCCAAAAAUGCAACCAAAAGGAAUUUUGACCCACUUACCGACACUCAACUAAAAAUUGAGUAAUUUUGUGUUUGAUAUACAAAGAAAGAUGGUAAAUUUUAAGCUCGGUGAGCAUGGUGUCCCAUGAUCUUUCUUAUCUUUCUUUAGGAGGACGAUACAAAUGAACUGUAUUGCAGAGUCUGUAACCAAUUCUUCAGCUCCCUUCACAACAAGAAGGAACAUCUAUUUGGAAAACAACAUCUGAGUCAGCUGACGGGAGAAUUUGAACGGGAGGCGGAACAAAAUGCUAAUGACGGCAAUGACAAAGUAGUUCAUGACGUCACUCCUGCAGUGUCUGUUGCUGACACAGUGCAUGUGGGUCAUAAUCCUGCUCUUAUAUCAGCUGAUACUGAACCAAUGCUGUCCAUCUCACAGUUCACCGAAAAAUUCUUGGAACAGAAUUUGAGUAAGUUCUUGUAUCAUAUAGAAGUCACAGUGCGGUGUCGUAGAGGAUCCGGCCUUUUCUUCUUGUUCACUCACUUCAUCGUUUUUACCUCUUUUGCACCCUGCAGCAGCUCUCUGACCCUUUUUCUAUCUUCCUCUCUUCCCUUUUCACUCGUUAUUCCAACCUCGUUUCGUCGCUUUCUUACUCCUUGGUUCACUUCCUUUCUCCUCUUUCCAUCCUUGUUAUUCGCCUUGGUAUUUCCUUCCUCUUCCUCGUUUUUUCUCCUUUCCCUUCUUCUUUCUUUUCUCUCGCCUCCCACUCAUUUUUCCUCCCCUCACUCCCUGCUCUUCCCUUUCUUACAUUCUCCCUCGGCUCCUCCCCUUUUGCCAUCCCCCCCCCCCCCCCCCCUCUCAUCUUGAUCCUGUAUAUCUGCGUAAAACAAAUCUAGAUUCGUUUACCCUCAAUAUUUUGAGAACGUUUAGUUUCUUCCUUGCAGACCGGGAGCUCGAACUGAGGGAACUUAGAAAAGUGGUGAUUUCGUCUCAAGAAGAAAGCAUUGCACUUAACAAAGAAAUGGAAGAACUCAAGGUAUUAUUAUUGGUACUUUUUUUUCUUUUUGAAAGGAUUUGGCUUUUCUGGUCGCAGGCAUUAAAAUGAUAUCAUGCUCAGUCAAAGGCACUGAGCUUUAGCCUUAUUACGGUAGGAAGUGGCAUUCAUUUGCUAUGAAACUAUUACUUGAACCACUCACUUAUCAGAUCAAUGAAGGUUAAGCAUACUGCCUCUUUGUGAGUCUAAACCGUAUAAAUAUAGUUGCACAUCCUAAUACUUUAGGGUGACUUGCUUAAUACGCGAGACAAAACUGUUCUGGAGUGAUAUUUUGCUAUAUCAGAACUGAUGAAAUAAGUGAAACUUAAAACAUAGUUUUAUAAGGUACUAAUCACUCGAUCAUAAUACGGUCAAACUUCUAUGUUUGUCGACGGUCUCUCCAAAAGAUGAAAUUGACUUUUUCCAGUCAAAGCGCCCUAACCGGAACCUUGGCAUUUUAGAGUGGUUACUUAGGACUGAUUUAUUUUAUCUUUGUUAUAUUUUUUCAUUUUUUAUUUAUUUAUUAUUAUUAUUAUUUUUGCCUUAAUAUUCUUAUUCCAUAUUUUGUUGGUAUAUUUUUUUUAUUGUGACGUUUCAUGCGGUCUUUCAGAGCUUACUUCAGAAGGUUGAAGAUGACUUGGGAUCCGUGAAGGCGUACGGAGCGUCACUUACAGCUCAGCUCAAUAGCCUUAGAAUGGUUCCAACGCUUUUUGGGGUGAUAAACUUCUAGCAAGGAGUUUUUCAUUAUCCAAACCUCAUAAUAAUACCCCAAAGACGGAUAAAUUUUUUAGCUUCCGAAGUUCGUCUUCCUCUUUCCUUUGUGUCAUCAAAGUCACGAGGUGCUGUGGAUUAAUUUAUUGGCACAAACCGAGUGUAGCUUGACAAGUAGCGACCUGGCAUUUACUUUGUGGUUAGUAACAGGUUCAAAGAUAUGACAUCAUUUGUACUGUAUCUGAGCAGGAGCCCAUAACCGUGAUCUAAGGGAGUCGUUGUUGCCUUCGAAAAUAUUUGUCAGUGCGACAGUAAUUACGUGUAUAGUUAGUUACUUGUCCUAGAAUAACUUUCCUUACUGGAUGUAAAUAAAAGAAGUAAACUACUCCAAAAUUGGAAACCUUACAGUCGUCUUUUUGUCUGCGUUGUUGAGUUUCGAGUAAUUUACCGGAGUUUCUUAGAUAAUCAGACGAACCUUGUACCUCUAGCUGCCUUAUUUAAACAACUGCCUCCUUGUCUUCGGGAAGUUAAUUUCUUACUUGCUUGUUCUAUUGUUUUAGCAACCACUUAAUGGUUUCUUACGGAUUUACGGGGAACUUAGUACAAACAGUCUAGAAUGUCGCAGUUGUGCGAGUUCGGGAAAAAUGCUCGCAGUUAGACUUGCCUACAAGUUCUAUAUUUUUCCCCGAGCGCGAAGCAGGAGCGGCAGAUUUUUUGUGUUUUCUUCGGUAAAAGCGAGCGACAGAGCGGGAACUCGAUUUGUUACCUCUGCAAAAAAUCGCAUCAACUGACGCCAUUUUGACGCGAACCAUUUUCCUCCCUGUCGCGUGUGUCGUCGCGCACACAGCUCAAUUUGGAUCAAAACAGUUCGAGUCAAGUUUCCUGUAGCCUCCCACGCAGGCGUUUUUAGGGGAGCUCGUGUUUCGUUCUCGAGCUCCCCUAAAGGCCUGCGUGGGAGGCUACAUUUCCUGUGGCGUGAUCGGGUUUGAUCGACCGCGCAUCAGUAAAACCGUUCGUGAUUGGAUAAAACUCACAGGAGGAAAAUUCCUCUUGUAAAUUUGGCGCGCUGCAAAGGAUAAAAUUCCUUUGCCCUGGUAGGCUGCGAAACACCCGUUUCUCCUCGCUCUUCGCGGAAGGGGACGUUUCGCGAGGAGGAAUCGAACGUCUGCGACUCAGCGACAGAAAUUCCAUACUGAUGACGUAGAUCAAUGUUAACAUAAUAUAUCCGGUAGUCAUGGGGUUCCACAUCCAAAUUCGUUCAAUGUUACGUUUCUCCUGGUGAAUUUUACUAAAGUGUUGUGUUCAUCUGCGAGCGAGCUCCAGCAAAACUCUAAUGCCUCUUCUAGGGAGAAUAUAUUCUACAAAUUUUGACUCUUGUUAGAGAUUGUUCGCGUUUACAUUUGACCUUCGUGGCCUUUUGUCUUUUGUCUGUCAUUCGUAAACAAUAGCUAAAACAAUGUAACUACGCCGUCGACCAAUCAACGCUUCUGACCGGAUUCCGGACAGAUUUUACGUCAUAAGUAUGGAAUUUCUGUCGCUGUGUCGCAGACGUUAUUCCUCGCGAAACGUCCUCAGCGGCGAAGAGCGAGGAGAAACGGCUGUUUUUGCAGGAUAUCGCGCUGGCGCCAACUACCGGAACCGGAAAUGAGAAGCUAAGGACUUUAAGAAAGUCUCGCUCGCAGUGUUCUAUUUUUAUUAGCGUUGGCGUAACUCACAGUUGGUAAAGGAAGUGUUUUGUUCCGGUUACUUGACUAAAGUGUCUAAAUGGGUGAACCAAUUAGUUUGUCAUUAAUUGGUCUUUGUUCACUUCUACUCCAGAGUCGGCAUCAUUCCUACAGAAUGGGACAUUAGCGGCACGAUUUGAAGAGGCGUGUUCCUCCAUUUACACGCCCCCUCUAUUCGUUCCGUGUCUCCCGCAGUAACCAGCUACUUGCCUUCAGAUGUUUUUGUCAAAAAUCAGACGAAUCAAGUGAGGAACAACCUACCUUGGAAAGUGUCCGCCCUUGCUACUACUGCAAAUAUCUAACUGCACUGAUGUUGCAACCGUUUAUCAGUACGAUGCCCGCCUAAAUUGCCUCCAAUUGCACAACUGGUUUCGGCUCCAUUAAAUAAUAUAUCAAUUGCAGAUCGUUAUAUGAGAAGCCAACCAUACUGGUGACCACACUUACAAAACAACGCCAAAUAAAUGUAUAAAUCCGUUACACUGGAAACUAGGCCGAGAACACUUCCGUCAACCAAAGUACGCGAUUCAGUUACUGAGACACACUUCUGAGUUGUAGUAAAUGAAAAUUGAAUUGACUAUAUUGCAUUGACACUUAUAUAAAAAUUUAUCGCACGAGAGUAGGUAAACGAAGUCGAGCUAAGUAACAAGCAUUCUUUCGCUGAGGUGUAUUACGAUCUAUUACAGCACCACUUGUUAAAAGAACUCUAAAUAUGACGCCUUUCGAACAGUUCAUUUUCUAGAAUACUCUAAACUUAAGAAACUUAGGUCUUCGUACUGAACACGUAUGUCAUAAUAUGGUCGAAGGACAUGCAUUCACUACGGAAUGGAUGGCGAUAUCAAAUCCACCGUCUAUCAGUGGGAAUGUUAUAUCCACAGCUAGUUUAAAACAACACACAGUUUUCCUUUUUUUAUAGUUUGUUCACGAGCAAACGUAAAGACUUGUACAGAUGUCCUGCAAGAAAGGGCUUCCGCUAACGGAAAUAGAGGGGGAAAGAGAAUUAAGUGUGCUAUUUGUAUGCUCUAUCACUUACUCCAGUAACGUUCUAAAAUUUUGUAGCAAAGCCUUUACUAUCGUACUGACCUACUUUCAGUGCAGUGUACCUGUAUCGGUAUUUGUGGGUCAUUUAAAGAUUCCGUCAAAUUAUUUGUAAAAUAUAAGUAAUAUUCGCCACCUCAAAUUCUGCUCUACAGUGAAAUCGCUGUAUACAUGGAUCUUUUUCGACUUUGCCCUUCAUCGCAGAUUGAACCCUUGGUUAAAACACGGAAAAAUGUUUGAAGAACAUUCUAGCGGAACCAGAAUUAAACCGUUUACCCCCAACAACGCCUAUCGUGUACGAACCAGUAUUUAACUGACUCAUUAUAAUUAUGAGCUGAAGACGUGCAAAAGUGAACACGUCGCGGUUAGGUAUGCUGCGGAAUGGGUCAAACUGUCGAUUAUCGAUCAAAGUUUUUCUGUGGCCUUGAAAAUUAAAAAGAUUUGGUACCUGAGCCGUAUUCGCCAUAAAGUGUUUGGACUUCACACUGUCUGAUUCAAGCUAGGUACGUGAAAAAUACUCAGUACUUAACGUGCUGUGUCAGCUAAUCAUUACCGCUGAUUUACACGGUAUGCAAGGUGACAAUACUCCGAUAAUUAGCUUAAAACCUCUUGAGGGUUUAGUGUGUUCUUUAGAUAUUUCCACACACGAAUACGUGAAUAGAAUAACUUUAUUUACUUUCCAUAAAUUAAAAAGGUGAUGUAGAGACAUAUUAUUCAAUGUGGACUUCCCGCAAGUAGCGGAAAUUUACUCUGCUCAGCCUAGUGACUUUGACGUCUUGCGCUCGAGGCCUGUAAAAACAACUACCAGAGGUUUUAUUAUAUUAAUUGUUGACUGUAAUCGGCUAAAUUAUCCAGGUGGCUCUUGAGGUUAGCUGACUAUAUUGCUUAAGAAUUAGGUAGCAUAACAAGAGUCGCGACGCUGCAAUUUUGGAUUUAAGUAACUGUAAAAUAAUAAUCGAUUCAACAUGGAACUCGCCCACUCAAAAAUAGACAGGAAAUUCAACUGAAUAGAAAACCAAGGAUCCGGCCUUCAAGCAAGCAGAAAAAGACGUCAUCACGGAGAAAGCUAUAACACAGUGGAUGCAAGAAAUUCAAAGGUGAGAAUAGCCAUUUUGUUUUUUCUUUCUCAAUUGUACCAGUGUGAACUGAAAAGGACCCAAGAUCUAUCAAAUAGCAAGGGUGUCGUCUGAGAAGUGAAUGUCCAAGUUCAUGUAAGGGUUCGAAACGCCUAGAAAACCACAUAGUCCUAUGAAGCAAUGUGGAGAAUCGAGCUACCGAGUUCCGUUUUAUAUGACGUUUCGUUCACUUUUCUAGAUGUCUUCAUGAUCGUCUGGAUCGGAAAAUUGACAAAAUGAAAGUCCUUUGUACUAUCACACUGUUUUGAAGGAGAAUGAUUGAGAAUUCGUUUGAAUUCACCACUGGAGAGUCCAGACGAAUGUUUACAUAUUAUCUUCCCACUGAUUUAUCAGUGUUUUGAUAUUGUCUUAAUAAGCAACCUCAGCGGGCAAACUGAAAUCAUUCUGCUUGCUCACUGUCAAGCAAGAUGCCUAAUUUUUGUCUAGGCUUACUCAGUAAAAUGAGUUAAAGUGCUGAACUAAAAACGUUACUUGUACAUCAGAACACUGGAGAACUGGGAAGCCAAGGUGAGCUGUUCUUGACUAGAAAGGAUUCUAAUGAUCGGUCAUAAAACAAGAAAAGAUGAAGUCUACGUAUUUCUGUUUGUCCACCCUUUUCAGAUAGCGUGAGACUUGACUCAUUCACAUUGCUGUAAGAUAAGUUGUUAACUUUGCAUAUCUGACCACAUGUCAAUGAGUAAUAUUUGCAUGAAAAUAACUCUUUUUUUCUUUCUGUCAUAAAAAAAAACACUAUCUUUAAGGAGAAUUUGGAAUUAAUAUAUUAGCCGGUUGCUAAAUUACUAAACUAUCCUGAUCUAAUUUUGUUUGUCAGCAAGAGUAUUUGAUAUUGCAAUUAAACUAAAAUCCAAAGUGAUGAUAAGAUUUGAAUCGCCUCAAGCUUUUGUUAUUUUCCUGUUUUAAAUAGUCGCCCAGACGUUAAGUGGGUAUCGGAAUGCGGCGUGGCAGGAUACAAGGAAAUGUUGGAACUGAUCCUGAAGGCCGAACGGCAGUUCUCUUGUUUUGAUGAUCUUGUUAGCAUGUUCUUGUCCCCCAUCCACUCUGUCAAACUAAAAGCAAUAUUAGGCUAUCGCCAUAAGCAUACUGGUAUGCUUAUAGUGUAGUAUUAAAACUUGAUUUAUUUUCCGCUGUCUUGUAAAAAUCUAUGAAGAAUGGGUCGUUGCUAAUAAAGCAAACUGCAAAAAGCAUUGUCCAACACAUUAUGGGACAUUAAUUUUGCAUGAUAACCUCUCGAGUGAACAACUGAGGCCAACUAAAUGCCAGGCUUAGUCUCAGUUGGCUCUUGACUGGCCAAAAAGAAAAUAAACUAAAAACUGCAUAUCUUUGUUACCUCACUUGCCUACAUUAUCAUCACGUUCAAGUACGAACUACGAAUGGCUACAAAAUUUCAAAUGGCCCAAACGUUUCUAAUAAUUCGAUUAAAUGUUGGGAAACCAUUUUGAUUGGUCACUGCGUUGUCCAAAUUUUGGCCUGACUAUUCAUUGUUUUGUGAUGAUGUCUCUGUUGUUUCUGCGCAUGCCCUAUUCAUGGGGACAAGCAUCUAAUGAUGACCUAUCUGUUCUGAGUACCUUCGUGGUAGGUACAAUUCAUCGACGAAGCGUAGAAAGAGUAACACGAAAAAAUAGAUCCGAUGAUUUACGUUUAUUCGAAUGAAUUAUACCAAUUAUCGGACUGAAAACAUCAUCAAGACCAUCCAGUGCCAUGAGGAAAUAAGUUCUUUUUCGUCUUCAAUCCCUAUAAGAAGCCAGCCUGGGAGGUACAUUAAAAACUGGAACUAUGUGUAACAAAAAACGUCUCACAGGAAGUUCAAAUGAUUGUAAUCAUUAAUUAUAGAGCUAUAUUCAAGGCAUAGUCGAUUACCAAUACGUUUAACCAAUGGCCCUUACAGGUUAUCAGACAAACACAGUGAACUGGCUUUCCAGACUUUACUUUCAAAUGUCUCUCACCAAAACUAAAAAGUAACCUGAUACAGUCCUCAAUCUUUUGCGUUGCGUUCCGCGCGUUUAUAAUCUUGAUUAUAUAAAUAGCAACAACUCCAAGAGGUUAAAAGUAAUUUGUCAUGAUUAAUUACAGUACCAUUAAACUCUUUUUAACAAGGACUAGUAAUUUUUCUUCGAGGGAUCGGGUGAUUAAAAUCAUUUGCCGCAAUCAAAACUGUGGCACCAAAGGCGGCCUAAAUAGAUGUCAAACCAUUUUGUGGUAUUUGCUUACGUGUCACUUCACACGUACAUCCCAAAGGCACACGAGACCGAACUUAAGGUCCUUUCCAGUUCGCUUAGACCCCACUCCCCACGGGACGGCGUUGUUGUGGCGUCUCUUAUGAACGGCCACGGUCAAGCAUCGAACAUUACAUGUGAUGCGCCUAACGCUGGUAAGCAAGCUCUAUUGUUCAGGCUCAUUAGCAUUGGGUUCAUCACAUGUGAAGACUUGGACAUUUGACCUGGGCCUAAGCAUCCAUAGAAAAUUUAUUAUGAACGACCACUUCAGGUACUUUUUGGCAGGAAUAUUGGAUGGACACACGCAAAGAUUAAGCCAGCCACGAGGGUCAGUGAUUUAUGCCAAUUUUAGGGCACUAUUAUAGAUCACUAUUUUUAGUGUAGGUAUUUAAAGUAUAAGGAGUUACAAGGACCAUAAGAAACCGGACCACAACAUUUGCCAUACUUAAGACUAUUCACUAAGAAAUGUAACUACAUAUCUAUUUUUAGACCAUUUUCAGCACUGUUGAAGCUUAUUUGUGAUUUUAGUACAACAUAAGCUCUCUCUUUCAUAUAUGAUAACCGACUUAUCCUCUAAAGAAAACAAGACUGUUUUUUUUCCAGUAUUUGGUUCAGUGAAGGUAAUAAUUACAAUAAUGUAUGCUGUAGAGCGUUAAAUUAGAUUGCAUUUUUUACUAUCAGCCAAAGAACAGUUGAAAGUAUGUUCCUUCAUCGACCACCCUCCGAACACCUAAACCAUGCAAACUAAUGUAUACCCCUAUACUCACCGUAACUUUAGAAAUCUUUAUGAAUUACUAUAGAAGCAAACUGCCAUUACGGUAACUAUGAAUUCAGAUACGCAUGAAAAAGAAAGGACGACAAAAAAAACAAUACUCGUUGCCCAGGGUUCCGGCUAAAAAACCGGCAACUUGGAGGUCUGAGCUUUCUACUUAUGGGGGAAAAUGGGUAAAGUUUCAAAUUGCACUUCAGGCACUCAAUUAACUGCCAAGCCGACUACCUUAACAUCCUAGCUGUCUACUUUAAAACCUAAUAAGAGCCCUGAUAAUUGCUUUGAUUGUAUGAGAGGUUUGUUGUCGGGUAUGUAGGUUCAGCUUUCCAGUAACCAUCUUUAACUGAGUUGCUAGUUACGGGCGUGAACCAGGAACGCCCGCGCGUGAAGCUUCACUUUAAUUUUAUCUCAGUUACUAAGUGAGCCCUCUCGAUGAGUUUUGUUACUCUUAGGACAGACUUCUCCUGCAUAAUAUGUUAAAAAAAGAAAUAAUUGGAAAGAAGUACUCCUGCCGGGAGUCGGCCCUGCAGCUCAUGCGGUCAUGUGCAGUGGGUAGAUGCCCACUUUAUGACGAAUGUUACUCCCCUUUUGUCCGUAUUUUUUUAAAUGUUCAUGCUAUACGAGUUGCCCCGACUUGACUAUUUGACUCUAAUAAUACGAGAACGAGUAGCCUAAUUGUCUUAAUAUAGAUGCCAACUGCCAUACUAUCUUCGAUUCUAUACCAAAUUUUGAUGCAAAUAUUCACGGAAGGAUCGUUUGUUUUCACGAAUUAAAACAGCUAAUUUUGCACUGUCUUAUUAUUCAUCAGUUAAAAUAUUCAUUCCAUAUUUUGUGGCCGCUCUUUAUUUAAAAAGUAUAUUAAUCAUUUAAUUUAUACACGUCUUAAUCAGAAGCUUCUCAAAAAUCAUCUGUUAAAGAAGUUGCGACUCUGUUUUAAUACUUUUGCAAAACUCGGUCACUACCGUUAAUUAGUCACUAGGGAGCUUAAGCAACAACGGCGGCGACGGCAACGAGAUCGGCAAAAAAGCAACAGGUUUAGAUUGGCAAAACAAUAGGGAGCUUAAGCAAAGGCGUUUUUGAGCGACGCACGUCAACCGGAAGUGAGGUCUUUUUCAUUUUAAAGCACCUUGACGCUCCCAAAUUUGUAUUUCUAAGUGUCUUAACUAUUAUAGAGACGAGUUGUCCUAAAAGAUGGGCAAAACCACUGUACAAAAAUGAAAAAAGACCACUUCCGGUUGACGUGCGUCGCUCAAAAACGUCUCUGCUUAAGUUCACUAAUAACUUUGCACGCGCAACACGCUUUUUUGUACAUUUCAUUGCCGUCGAAGCACGACUACAACUGACGUGAAAGUGCCUUAUUUCACGUUUUGUCGAGGACGUGAACACAGGACAACGUCUUUCUUUUUCUAUUCCCGAACUUUGAUACAGUCUUUUAGAAUUCAACUCUAGAAAAAUUUGCCACAAUUUGACGAAUUGAAGGAGAUGGAAUAUGCCCGAUAAAGACUGAAGUAGCGCGAAUUCGCUUUUGAGUGACGUUUUCGUAAGCGUCGCCGUCGUUGUUGCUUAAGUUCCCUAGAUCGACCACGCUAUAGAGGUGAGUACGGUAGCCAACCUGCAUGCAGGAACUCGUGAUGCUUAUAAUGUCAGGUCAACCACUGGGUUUAUUAUAUAAUUAAUGCUUAUAUUUAGAAGGAAAACUGUAUUACGUUCUAUGCAUGUGAUAACAACAUUUCACUGCUAACUCUAGAAACAGGCGCUUAAAAAUAAGAUUAAAAACGAAACUUCGGACCUUGUAGCUAUAUUAUUUCAGAGUUUUUCCGGGUUUUAUCAUCAACGUGCCGUUUAAAAAAAGAAGAUUCUAUAGGAAAGGAAGAAGAAGAUAUCUUUAAGAUAGGAUCGCAGAAAUGAAAUCUUAAUAUCAGAGGUUUGAGAAUCAUUGUUUGCCUUAUAUUUUCUUUGUUUUCUUUUGACACUUGUAUAUUAAACAUCUAGUUUGUUUUGCUCCAUCGCGAAUAGCGGCGCGAAAUGGCCAUACACGCAUGACGAACAAUGGUUAAUUUUUGGUCCAUUAGCUUUCAAGCUCGAGCCACCCCACCACUCUGCGUUGUCAUAUUCGUUAUUCUGACAAACGACUUCAGUUUAGUCAUAGUUAACACACAAAUGCGCCCAUAUUGUUCCCAAGUUGAUCCAGAGCUGGGCUUGUGCAAUAUAUUGAUUCGGUUAUUAGAAUUUACAGCCUCCACGUUGCCUUUUAAAGGGUUAGAAUCCUUUACUCUGCAAGUUCAAGAAGAGUCUUUAACUUGCAUGUAACUAAUUUAAAUUGGACAAACUUUUGUUCGUGCUCACAUAGUGAUAUUUUUUAUGCACGUUUACGUAAAUUGUGGCGACAGCGUGUCCAUGUAUUGAUCGAUAUUUCAUGACAAAAUCUCUUUAGAUUGAGUGUUUUUCACAACCCUUGCGAUUCAGUUGUCACUGUAAUGUAAGUAACCACGCGAUCAUGCAACCAUAGAACACGUUCCUUUAACUCUUUAAGUGUACUUAUUGCUCCAGCGAAUAGCCUGCAAUUGGUGGAUGAAACGUAAGAUGUCUAUUGUUUUGUUAACAGAUAAUGUCAAAGUUUAAUCGUGUGGCAGUAAUGUGGCUUCUCGUCCUUAUUCUUCAACUGUUGAAGGCGCCAAUUGCAUCCUCGUCCAGUUGUCGAUAUAAAGGACAUAAGGAGGUGAUCUCAGUUCAAGGUGGCUACAACUGUAAACAGACGAGAGUCAAGCUGGGAAUGUGCGUAGGAACUUGUAAGUCAUAUGCAAUCCCUGUUCCCGCCGAAGACGAUGGCAAUGAUCCAAGAUUUCAAACAGUAUGCGAAUGCUGUGCACCCAAAGAAGUCAGGCAAAAACCUGUUCGUUUUGGCGACGGAUGCGAGCAGUCGAUUGUUGUUUCUCAAAUCCGUUCCUGUGAGUGCAAAAACUGCUCCGGCUUGACGUGA